CUCAUAGAUGCGUUGCCAGUUCUCGCUGCUUUUCCGGCCAUAUUGCUUCUGGCAGAUCUUGCCUACGUGCCGCAUUCGUAUGAGUCAGUAUCGUCCUAUGUGUUUGCCUUACUAGUUCUGUCAUUGCUAGCAUGUUCUUCGUUGCUAAUGUUGAGUUUGCUUGUAAAAUUCAAUGUAGUGGCCCUAAAAAGAGAAAUAUCUACUUCGGGUUCGUCUCAGGGACUUCAGUCAGCAAUUCUUUUGGCGGUGGGCAUCUCUUUCUCGUAUCUUGCUACCAAUUUCUUGCCCAUCUCGCGUGUUUCUGUGCUCUAUCUAGGCUUGUAUUUGCACAGGUUCAACUUUUGCACACCCAUUUUCUUCUUUGUCGACAUCUACAAGGCCUACACUACCCAUAGCUAUGUUUCCAUAUUCAAUAUCUGCUUGGGCUAUGUGUUGGUGCUGGUAUCGUUUCAGAUCUUGUUCAAGAAGUUCGUAGCCAGCUCGGUGUCCAACACUGUGAGAAACAUUAGAAUGAACAUCUUUCUACCUGUCACCAUUGCACUUGGGUUAUGUCUUCUUUUUGCAGACGCGUCUACGAUUAGUCCCAGUAUAAUUGGAGUCAAUAUCGCUGCCAGUGUAGUGUUCAUCAUCUCGUUGCAAGAGAUUGAUCUCAAGAGCUCCAAAUUCAUACCGUCGAUCUUAUCGAGCAUAGCUUGUGCCCUCGAAUUCGUAGUGGCUUCCAAGUCUCUUUCCAUAGACUCGCUCAUUACAAUCUUUCUUCCAUUUAUCAUAGUUCCAGAUAGAAGUUACGACAUUGCUAACGCGUACACGAUGAUGAGCAGGUCAACGUCGGCUACUGAAAAUAUGACUCCCAUCUUGACUGAGUUGCUUAGCCACUCAGACACAAGGGCCAUUUUCAACUUUCUUCUCUUGAACGCUACUUUCAUGUUUGUGCAACUCUUGCACUCGUUCAGAUCAAAGUCUUUAGGUUUGCUCUCAGAUUCGUUGCAUAUGGCUCUCGAUUGUAUGUCGCUUGCACUUGGUUUGAUUGCCGGUGCACUUUCGAAAAAAGAGAUCAAUCCCCACGGAAAGUACCCCUUUGGCUUGAAGAACUUUGAGAUCUUGGCUGGGUUCACUAACGGUACAUUGUUGAUAGGAAUCAGUGGAGGUAUCAUUUUUGAGGCCAUUGGACGUUUGGUUAAUCCUGUUGUUCUUGAGAAAACGACAGAGUUAAUCAUAGUCUCUCUUUUAGGGCUAGGGGUCAAUCUUGUAGGUAUAUUUGCCUUCAACCAUGGACAUGCCCAUGGACAUUCACAUGGACACUCGCACUCUCAUGGGCAUAAUCACGAACACGAGUCUGGUCAUUCUCACAACCAUGAGCAUAGCCAUGGUGAAGAGCACGAAGAUUGUAAAGAAGAAGGUGGUAUGAACGACAACAUGAAGGGCAUUUUCCUUCACAUUUUGGCAGACACUUUAGGCUCAGUUGGAGUUGUAGUUUCUACGAUUUUGACCAAGUAUGUAAAAUGGAACGGAUUUGACCCCAUAGCGUCGAUGAUUAUAGCUACAUUGAUUUUGUUAUCUGCUAUUCCAUUGAUCCAGUCUACAGCCUCCUCGUUACUAUUGAGGUUAACAAAAAAGAAAGAGACAAAAGUUCGCAAUGCCUUGAACGACAUCACCAAUAUCAAGGGCAUCAAGUCAUUUACAACGCCGCGGUUCUGGCCCAACUCCAGCAACACCAUCAACGGCUACAUCCAUAUACAAGUCUACCGUGGAGAGAAUGCUUCCUAUAUUAAGAGACAAUGCGAACGGGUCUUCGAGACAGAAAAAAUCGAUGUCAUGAUCCAGGUCGAAAACGACUACGAUUCGUGUUGGUGUCGCUCAGGUAGCGAGAUUACAGCACAGUCGAACUGGUCAUGA
This is a messenger RNA of Scheffersomyces stipitis CBS 6054, 1896 nucleotides long. RefSeq names its product metal cation transporter (gene MSC2). The annotation marks the transcript as partial. NCBI's taxonomy places the organism in Eukaryota, Fungi, Ascomycota, Pichiomycetes, Serinales, Debaryomycetaceae. The record is from RefSeq and is a predicted model, not a curated record. Gene Ontology annotation, molecular function: zinc ion transmembrane transporter activity. Gene Ontology annotation, cellular component: Golgi apparatus; membrane. Gene Ontology annotation, biological process: intracellular zinc ion homeostasis; zinc ion transport; transmembrane transport. The transcript has a single exon.